Arabidopsis thaliana (thale cress) is the source of this 3398-nucleotide messenger RNA. RefSeq lists its product as uncharacterized. The transcript is spliced from 8 exons. The record is from RefSeq and is marked reviewed. Bases 238 to 2880 code for a protein of 880 amino acids. NCBI's taxonomy places the organism in Eukaryota, Viridiplantae, Streptophyta, Magnoliopsida, Brassicales, Brassicaceae.
AAGAGAUAGAGAUGGAUUCAAUCUUUCUAGAAUUUCCGGACUGAUUUUGUUUCCGAGAUUUUCUUUCAUUCAUUGUUGAAGAAAAACACAAAUCUUUCUUUCUUGGCACGCCUUUGUUUAACAGAAUCACCUGAAAAAAUAUUCAUUAAGAAAGAGAUCAGACUCUCUUUCUAAUGGAUUCUCCUGAUUGAAUAAUAUUUUGGUUGAGAAAUCGAUUUUUCGAUUUCAAAACUCGCGAUGUCAAGCGGGAGGCUUUGCGGCUUCACGCCGAUAACCUUCUGUCGCAAAAUCUCAAGAUUGCAGGUCGCAAGAGGGCUUGCUCUAAAAAGGCUUAUCAAAGGAAAACACGAUUUUAGACGCACAACAACAUCAAAGAACAAUGUCGAAAAAAAGAAAAAUAAAGAGAUCAGACGCACAGUUUCACAGAUCUCUUCUUCUGUUGCACAAGCUUCUUCUCCAAAGAGUUUCAAUUCUACAAAACAUGUUUCUACUCCCACCGCGACCGCGUCUCCUUUGUCAGUAAAGAACUCAAAGACGAAAGCGAAUACACCUAGAAAGAACACUUUGGAGGGUUCUUCGCCGAAAUGCUCAGCAAAUUUCAUUUUGAUGGUUGAGUUAAGGAAAAACAUAUUCGCUUUUAGAGAUAUGAUUGAUUUACCUUCUCUUGAUGGUUCUCUAUCUGUCACCGAGAUUAUAACACAAACAAUGAAGGAUCUACAAAAGCUAUCUCCUGAGAUUGUAACCAUUAAUCAAUCUUUUGAAAUGGAAGGAGCUGACAUGGAUAAGAUGUUAAUUUUCUUCUACGAAGAUCUCAGAGCUAUUGGGGAUUCUUGGAUUAUGGAUAGUGACUGGAUUUAUCGAUCUAAGUACAAAAACAGUGGAGUUGGGAAGAAUAAAUCAGAUCGUCUAGUGGAGCAUGUAUUAGCAGCUCUUGAUGGACUAAUCAAAACGACGAGAGAAAGAUUUGGUAUGAUGGAUCUUGAAUCUGAAGGAAGAAAGAGUUUUACAACACCAAAAGGUGUUUCAUCAGAAGCAAGAAGAAGCUUUACAAGAUCUGCUUCUUAUUCAGAAAGUAACAACUCUUUUUAUCCAUCUCCAUUAACACCGAGAUCAGUACUUCCAGGGACAAUGAUGAUGUCUAGUAACUCUACAUCUCCAAGUCUAUGGAACUUAAGAGCUCAAGCUUUGGAUAGGUUAAGUCCUGUUGAUUUGAAGCGGUUUGCUAUGCAGAUCUUGUCACAGAGAGAUUCAGAGAGUGUUAGUGAAACAAAGAUUGGUAUCGAAGAAGAAAAUGAAGAGAGUGAGAUAUUAGCAGAAGAAAAAGAAGAAGAAGAUAAUGAUUUCUCUGUUUUAGAAACAGAGGGAACAGAGCAAGAGAUUAAAACAGAACAUCAUAGGGAAAGUUCUGGAACAGAGCAUGAGACUGAAGCAAAGGAUCAUAGCGAAGGUUUUGAAACAGAGCAUCAUCGUAUUGAAUGUUUCGAAACUGAGCAUGAGAUUGAUGCAGAUGAUCAUAUCGAAGAUUUUGAAACAGAGCAUCAUCAUAUUGAAGGUUUAGAAACAGAGCAUGAGAUUGAUGCAAAUGAUCAUAUCGAAGAUUUUGAAACAGAGCAUCAUCAUAUUGAAGGUUUCGAAACAGAGCAUGAGAAUGAAACAGAGGAUCAUAGUGAAACCACGACUUCAGAGACUGAUUCAACAGAAUCUUCUCCAAAAGAAGAUGUGCCUCCACCUCCACCACUUACAUCACCGCAAACGCCGUCACCAACGGUCUCAACGUUCAACACAAAAUCUAGUCUUCGCUCACAACCACCACCACCACCUCCAUCACCGGAACACAAAGCUCCAGCUCCUCCACCGCCGCCUCCUAUGUCAAAAGCAUCUGAAAGUGGAGAGUUUUGUCAAUUUUCGAAAACGCAUUCUACAAAUGGAGACAAUGCUCCGUCGAUGCCGGCACCUCCAGCACCACCGGGUAGCGGAAGAUCCUUAAAGAAAGCAACUAGCAAAUUAAGAAGAUCAGCACAAAUCGCAAAUCUCUAUUGGGCUCUCAAAGGGAAGCUUGAAGGCCGUGGCGUAGAAGGGAAAACAAAAAAAGCAAGUAAAGGGCAAAAUAGUGUUGCAGAGAAAUCUCCUGUUAAAGUUGCAAGAUCAGGAAUGGCUGAUGCACUUGCAGAGAUGACAAAGAGGUCAAGUUAUUUCCAGCAAAUCGAAGAAGAUGUUCAGAAAUACGCUAAAUCGAUCGAAGAACUGAAAUCCUCAAUACAUAGUUUCCAGACAAAAGACAUGAAAGAGUUGCUUGAAUUUCAUAGCAAAGUAGAAUCUAUUCUUGAGAAACUAACUGAUGAAACUCAAGUUCUCGCGAGGUUUGAAGGUUUCCCUGAGAAGAAACUAGAAGUAAUAAGAACAGCUGGUGCCUUGUACAAGAAGUUAGAUGGGAUUCUAGUUGAGCUCAAGAACUGGAAAAUUGAGCCUCCAUUAAACGAUCUUCUCGACAAGAUAGAGCGUUACUUCAACAAAUUUAAAGGCGAGAUUGAAACGGUUGAGCGAACAAAAGACGAAGACGCUAAAAUGUUUAAGAGAUACAACAUUAACAUUGAUUUCGAAGUUCUUGUUCAAGUCAAAGAAACUAUGGUUGAUGUUUCAUCAAAUUGCAUGGAGUUAGCACUAAAGGAGAGGAGAGAAGCGAACGAGGAAGCGAAGAACGGUGAAGAAAGCAAGAUGAAGGAAGAGAGAGCUAAGAGGCUAUGGAGGGCUUUUCAGUUUGCUUUCAAAGUUUAUACAUUUGCAGGAGGUCACGAUGAACGAGCAGAUUGUUUAACGAGACAACUUGCACAUGAGAUUCAAACAGAUCCUGAUCAAUCCGAAUCAUCGAUCAUGUCUUGAAAACCAGAAAAAGCUUCAUCACAUGUUUUACUCACUCAAAUCAAGAAGAGGUUGAUGCUUGAAGAUGAUUUACAAUACUUACAUUUUUGUGUCUCUAGUUUUGAUUUUGGACCAAUGCAAAGAGACAGAGAACAUUUUUUCAUUUCCUAUAUAUAUAAUUACAUGACAAAGAAGCAAUCAAGCAAAGAGCUUAAGAAACGAAAAAGUCAACGAGAGGCUAUCUUAGAGAAGACAAGUUUCAAAAGAAUCCAUAAAAGUCAACGACAGACUCUUCUUCAAGAACAUUAUCUUCCAUGAUCUUGUCGCUAUUAUCUCUAUGAUCCUCUCUCUCUGUAUCUUCUUCGAUCAUAUCAAUGUCUUCUUCUUCUUCUUCUUCUUCUUCUAGAGGUUCUUGAGAGAAGAAGGCUAUUCUUUUUACUUCCCUUUCAUCUUCAGUCUUAAUAAUCGUAUCUGCCGAUAUCAAAUCAUUAUGAUCUAUUAAAGUCGAAUUUAUCAGACAGAGCACAACUCUAAAACUU